CGCCAGCCAGCCCGGGCCGGCCCCCUGCUGCCCCCGCCAUCCCCGCCACCUCGCCCGCCGCUGCCACCGGCCACCCACCCACUCAGCUCCUUCGGCCACCGCGGCCGCUGCUGCGCUGCACUGCCUGCGCCCAAGGCUCGGGAGAGGGCCGCGGAGGAGCCGCCCCCCGCAACCGGCCCCCGCCCGCCGCGCCCCAGCCCGCGCCAUGGGGCUCUGGUUGCCGCCGCCCCCGGCGCCGCCUGGCUAGGACGAUGCGGGCGCCCCCGGCGCGCGGCCCCUGUGGGCACCAUGAGCCCCUUGCUCCGCCGCCUGCUGCUCGCGGCGCUCCUGCAGCUGGCCCCAGCCCAGGCCCCUGCCUCCCCGCCUGAGUCCCCUGGCCACCAGAAGAAAGUGGUGUCAUGGAUAGAUGUGUAUGCUCGCGCCACCUGCCAGCCACGGGAGGUGGUAGUGCCCCUAACUCUGGAGCUUGUGGGCACCAUGGCCAAGCAGCUGGUACCCAGCUGUGUGACCGUGCAGCGCUGCGGCGGCUGCUGCCCCGACGACGGCCUGGAGUGCGUGCCUACUGGGCAGCACCAAGUCCGAAUGCAGAUCCUCAUGGUCCGGUACCCGAGCAGUCAGCUGGGGGAAAUGUCCCUGGAAGAACACAGCCAGUGUGAAUGCAGACCAAAAAAAAAAGAGAGUGCUGUGAAGCCCGACAGGGCUGACACUCCCCGCCACCGUCCCCAGCCCCGCUCUGUUCCGGGCUGGGAUUCUGCCCCCGGAGCACCCUCCCAAGCUGACAUCACCCAUCCCACUCCAGCCCCAGGCCCCUCUGCCCACGCUGUACCCAGCGCCGCCAGCGCCCUGACCCCAGGACCUGCCACUGCCGCUGCAGACGCCGCAGCUUCCUCCGUUGCCAAGGGCGGGGCUUAGAGCUCAACCCAGACACCUGCAGGUGCCGGAAGCUGCGAAAGUGACACAUUGCUUUUCAGAUUCAGUGGGGCCGCUUUCCUCGCAGGCCAUACCUCCGAGAGGCCUAGAGGGCAGCCUGGAGAGAACAGCCCUGCCGCCCCCCCUCCCCAAGACCUCAGCUCAGGCGGACACUGCGUCAGGACUUGGGCCUCUCAGAAGGCUUUCUGGCCACCCCCUGUCUCUGCAAGGUUGCAUCCAACAUGGUGGGCAGAGUUGGAUGAAACUUGGAGGCAAGAGGGAUGGUGUACCAGCUUGGGAGAACUUGGGCCCUGUCGAAGCCUUUGACCACUCUGUGCAAGUGAGCAUCUUAACUGGCCCCUCCUUGCCCUUGCUAAGGAGACCCUGGUCCUCUGCAAAUAAUGGGAGUUGGGCUUCGGUAUGAGAACUGUGACCCCAGAUUCUGAUAAAAGAGAUGGAAGGAGCUGUC
This is a messenger RNA of Artibeus jamaicensis (Jamaican fruit-eating bat), 1378 nucleotides long. RefSeq names its product vascular endothelial growth factor B (gene VEGFB). Gene Ontology annotation, molecular function: heparin binding; vascular endothelial growth factor receptor 1 binding; growth factor activity. Gene Ontology annotation, biological process: positive regulation of mast cell chemotaxis; vascular endothelial growth factor signaling pathway; positive regulation of angiogenesis. Bases 289 to 912 code for a protein of 207 amino acids. The transcript is spliced from 7 exons. Gene Ontology annotation, cellular component: membrane. Lineage: Eukaryota; Metazoa; Chordata; Mammalia; Chiroptera; Phyllostomidae. The record is from RefSeq and is a predicted model, not a curated record.